Odobenus rosmarus divergens (Pacific walrus) is the source of this 1323-nucleotide messenger RNA. RefSeq names its product solute carrier family 35, member C1 (gene SLC35C1). Gene Ontology annotation, cellular component: Golgi apparatus. The transcript has 3 exons. Bases 9 to 1127 code for a protein of 372 amino acids. NCBI's taxonomy places the organism in Eukaryota, Metazoa, Chordata, Mammalia, Carnivora, Odobenidae. Gene Ontology annotation, molecular function: antiporter activity. Gene Ontology annotation, biological process: protein O-linked glycosylation via fucose; GDP-fucose import into Golgi lumen. The record is from RefSeq and is a predicted model, not a curated record.
GGCCAGGGAUGAAGCCGGGUCCCGGGACGUGCAAGCGGCGGGCCCCUCUGAAGCGGUCCCGGAUCCUGCACAUGGCACUGAUGGGGGCCUCCGACCCCUCAGGAGAGGCAGAGGCCAGCAAGGAGAAGCCCUUCCUGCUGCGGGCUUUGCAGAUCACACUGGUGGUGUCACUCUACUGGGCCACCUCCAUCUCCAUGGUGUUCCUUAACAAGUACCUGCUGGACAGCCCCUCCCUACAGCUGGACACCCCCAUCUUCGUCACCUUCUACCAGUGCCUGGUGACCACCCUGCUGUGCAAGAGCCUCAGCACCCUGGCCGCCCUCUGCCCUGGCGCCAUGGACUUUCCCUCCCUGCGCCUGGACCUUAGGGUGGCCCGCAGCGUCCUGCCCCUGUCCGUGGUCUUCAUCGGCAUGAUCACCUUCAACAACCUCUGCCUCAAGUAUGUCGGGGUGGCCUUCUACAAUGUGGGCCGCUCACUCACCACCGUCUUCAAUGUGCUGCUUUCCUACUUGCUGCUCAAGCAAACCACCUCCUUCUAUGCCUUGCUCACCUGCGGCAUCAUCAUCGGUGGCUUCUGGCUUGGCGUGGACCAGGAGGGGGCAGAGGGUACCCUGUCUUGGACGGGCACCCUCUUUGGCGUGCUGGCCAGCCUCUGUGUCUCACUCAAUGCCAUCUACACCAAGAAGGUGCUCCCGGCAGUGGACGGCAGCAUCUGGCGCCUGACCUUCUACAACAACGUCAACGCCUGUGCUCUCUUCCUGCCCCUGCUCCUGCUGCUGGGGGAGCUGCAGGCCCUCUGGGGCUUUGCCCAGCUGGGCAGCGCCCACUUCUGGGGCAUGAUGACGCUGGGCGGCCUGUUCGGCUUUGCCAUCGGCUACGUGACCGGUCUACAGAUCAAGUUCACCAGCCCCCUGACCCAUAACGUGUCCGGCACAGCCAAAGCCUGUGCCCAGACGGUGUUGGCAGUGCUCUACUACGAGGAGACCAAGAGCUUCCUCUGGUGGACAAGCAACAUGAUGGUGCUAGGGGGCUCCUCUGCCUAUACCUGGGUCCGGGGCUGGGAGAUGAAGAAGAUUCAGGAGGAGCCCAGCCCCAAGGAGGAUGAGAAGAGCAGCAUGGGGGUGUGAGCUCCUCUGGGGACCUGGGGAUGCCCCAGUCAGGGAGAACACCUGGGGUGGGGCCAGAAUGGCCGUGAAGACAUCUCUCUCGACCCUGAGAAGGUGAUCUGGAGGGGGCAUUGUUUACAAACCUGAUCACAAUCUGGUGGUUAAAAAGGAGCCAGUGUUGUCAAGGGAUGUCAGAAAGUUGCCAAACCUAUCUCAA